Molecule: messenger RNA, 1812 nt
Organism: Daphnia carinata
Lineage: Eukaryota; Metazoa; Arthropoda; Branchiopoda; Diplostraca; Daphniidae
Source: RefSeq, a predicted model, not a curated record
CGCGUAUUACGAUAUACCGUGCAGAAAAAGCAAUAAUGAAUUUUGUCUCGACGUAUAAGCGAGAAUGUCUCUUGAAAGGAACCUCACCCUUGCACGCCAUCGAAUCAUCUUGGCCAGAUACCAUUCUAAAUUUCAAGUUUCUUAGAAUCCCAUCAUCUGAGUGGGAUCCGGUUUUGGCCGCUUUAAGGAAAAACUUUUCCGUAAAAAAAAUUUGCGUGACUAUCGAUGUUGAUUUGAAAUCCAAAAACCAUAUCCACAUGACUAAGUUGAAACAUCUCCACCCAUUUGUCCAAAGCCUGCUCAUUCAUUUGAAUAACAGUCAACACUUAACUGAGCUCUUUUUGGUUGGAAUACCUUUUAGUGUUGCAGACCUGGAUUGUGUCAGUAAGGGCAUUGUUAAUUCAAAUUCAUUAGAACAUAUUUGCUUUGCAGAAAGCAAGAUUGGUGAUCCUUACGUCGUCAUUCAGCCCAUCUCCGCUCCGGUGUCAGAUCGCUUGGUGUCAAAUAGAAUAGGGCAAAUGGUUGUGCAUCGUGAUACGUUUUCGAAAGAAAUGAAGCUAAUUACUAAAACUCAGAACUCUCCCAUUAAAACUAGACAUGAGUCAAAAAAUAAAGCAAAGGGAUCAAACGAUGGAUUGGCAAAUGAUGCAUCGUUCAGUCAACUUGUACAUCCAAGAAAUGAUAAUUUCGUGAAGAGAGUUUCGCCAAAUAAUGCGGAGUUACAAAUUACUCAAAUACAUGACGAGGUCAGAACAGUUAAAGCAAAAAUUGCGACAUUAGAGGAGGAAGUGAGAGAGCUCAGUAUAAAAAACAAAACCUCUUCAGGAAGCAUGAUGAUAUCGAGCUCCCCCAAAUUUGCUGAAAGCGACGGGCUUAGUAGUACUUUUACCCGAAGUGUGCUAAUGUGUUUGAGGCAACUUCAGGACUUAUUGAGAGAACUGAAGAUUACUUCCUCUGUCCCUCACCAUUGUCAAGCAAAAGUUCAAGGUCAAGAAAUUCAAGUAAUUCUCGAUGCCGUGUAUGCGGCCGCGCGUCAGUUUGACCCUAAAGCAAACCAAGCAAAAUCGGAAAAAGUGACUAGCGAGAACUGUUCGCUUAGGGGAAGCACGAAAACCGUGAAUUACAAGGCGGAAAAAUCAGGUAAAAGUUGCGAAUACACUUCUGGCGACUUUCACAAAGUUUGCCAAGGCCAAAGUAUGAUCUCAGACAAAGAAAAUACGACAACCACAGAAGAUCUUGCAACACUUUCCCGGACUAUGAGUUUGGUUGCAUCUCUAUUUAACGAACACUCGCCAAUGAACGAUCCUUCACAAAUUAUGCAAGAACCGUCAGCUGUUAGCCACCAUGAUUCCUCAAGAAGUACAACAAGCAAUCUUCUUGUGAAUUCCUUGAAAAGCCUACGAACGAGUUUGGAAGGAUUUUUAAGCGUUUGUUCCCAAGAACAAGCAGGCUCGCAUAACAGUACAUGUUUCAAUUCUUUUUGUACAUCCAGUGCUUCAAGUCGGCCAAUUUCGAACAGCUCAACUGAAAUGCGGACUAAAGUCUCAAAUGAUUCUCUUCCGCAUUCUGACACCAAACAGACAAAAAAAAUUUGGCUUGAAAAAGACAGCAUCCCAUCGCCACCGUCAUCAACCAUCAACUUGUCAUCUAUUGUCGAUCUUUUGGGCAACUUCAGCAUUGAUGAUAUUGGCAGCAGUACGCUGACACCUCCGUAAAUAAUGAAGGGAGCAGCGAAAACCAUUUAUCGUAAAAAAAUCUGAUGAGUGCGAGUUGCUUUGCUCCAUAAAAUGCCUCCGUCACUAAAAGAAAUUC